AUGAAAAACCGAAGAGCGAAGCAGCCACCACCAACGUUCACCGCGUUCACUACCACAACAUUUGGAAAUCCGAUUGCAAGGGUCCCUAGCGGCGUGAGACGGAAACGAAAAGGUCCACGAAAACCGCCGAAACUGGAACGCUUGAAAUGCUUAAACAAACUCCGUUCAGCUACCCUUGGCUGUUUGUGGGUUCAGCCGCUGAAAGCUUUGGCUUCAGCGCAGCUGAUAUUCGAGUUCCAAGCAGUGCAAGGUCCACUCAUCCCCGAGCUCACAGGCAUUCCGAUGAAGGUCCCUCUGCCCGUCUGGGUCAGCAACUUCAUCAGCCCUACGAAGUUCUGGCUCAGGCUGAAGGACAACAAACAUCGCGAUCCGUACAUCCGAGACUUUGUCCGCGGACAGACGAAGCACCUCUACACGCUGAACGUGGGAGCCUACUGCGUAGCGGACACCGGCAGGAACUUCGACCUCGCCAGGGCCUUCGUGCUAGACAUCCAGAAGGACGGCUUCGGCAUGCCCAUAUCCGCCGAGGUCUCCUGUGUGGACUGCAGUCUUACCCUAGUGCUGGGCAUGACCAAGCUGUUUCCCCUGCCUGAAAUUGACGCCAAGAUUCCGUGCCUGGCUGUUCCCUGUUCCCUUCGCUGCCUGACGUCGUCCAGCAGCACGCGUCUUCGAGACAUGGUGAACUGGUGCGUCACGCCAGGUGCGGAGCUGGAGGCAGUGUUUUAUGGAACUUCUGAGGCGGGCGUGUAUCAGGUAGACAUGUUUGUAAUGACUGGAGAGAACAGCCAAGAGAGGAUGAGCGUCACCAAAGACCUCAUCGAUAGGGAGAUUGCUACGAGGAUAUGGUACCCUCACCCGCCGCAGAGAGGGAAAAUCACCGCCUUCUUAUCAAAGGCACUUCACCACUGAAAUUUGUGCAGUUGGUCUGUUGUGGGCCAUGCUAAGAUGCUUCAUGUCUAACUGCCUUUUUGCGAAUACCAACUCUUUAUGUGUAGCUAUUUAGCAUAGUGAGUGUCUAUGGCAUACGGUGGCAUAGCCAGGGUGAGAGCUUAUAGGGCUUCAGACACCCUCCCCCACACACACGCAUACCCUAAGUCAUAUACGUCCUAGCACCUUUAGCCCCGCCCCGUCCCAAAAUAAAAAAUAAUAAUAAUAAUCCUGGCUAUGCCAUUCAUGGCAUAGGCUAUAUGUGCCUUGCAUGUGACGUCAUUGGGACCGUACCAGAGCCGCCUUUGCUCUUCUGUAUUAUGCUCCUGUGUCCAUACCUUCCGCAGCUUACAUUUCGUACCAUCGAAUUUUUUCUCGUCAAACCUUGCCGAGAAGAACAGAAUGGAGGGUGCCAAAUGCAUGCUGCAGAAGGUGCGGGCACAGGAGCACGGUACGGAACAAUGGCAGCUGAUGUAACAUCAAUGCAAGCCACGUAUAAAAAGUGCAAGCACACUUUUCUGCGAGAGCUCGGUUCCAUGUAUCUCUAAAGCAUGUACCGCUAUAUUCCUUUCGAGCCUUUGAGCUUUAUUAUGCCGUCACUAAUUAUGUAUUGUUUGCUCGAUAGAGAAUAUACAUUAUAAUUUCGAUGAAAAGUUGGUCUUGCCUACUACAGUUGAACCUCAGUUUAACGAAGUCACCGAGACCUGCUAAUUAUUUCGUUAAAUUGGGAACUUUGUAAAGUCAAGGAAGGGAGACAUCGUGCAUAGGCUGCACGGGGGAAUCCGAAUUUGUUCAUUACAUCAGGAAAUUCGUAAAAUUGGGUUUUCUUAAAUCAAGGUUCAACUGUAUAAUGCUUGAGGCAUGUCUCAUCUACAUUCUGUUGCUGCGGGUAUAUUAUUUCCUAGCAGCCAUACUCGGAUAAGGACACUUGCUUGGAAUAUGAUAACAUCGCAAUAUUUUCCUUAUAGUAUAUUGUAUCUGUAUCAACUUGCCUCAAUGGCCUUAUGAUUUCAUCUUGAAGUGUAUGCUUUGCCCUCUGUUACAACUCUCGGCUCAUGGUGGACAGUACCAGAAUCCAGUGCGUCAAAUCGCAUGUGCUUGUAAAGGAUACAAAGAACCUUCUGGGAGUUUGAGAGUGGCAGGCAAUAUUUUGCUUAAAGAUCUAGUUUCUUCAAAGCCUAAAGUGAAGCCGCAAACACUGUCUUUUAUUAACGAAAUGUCGGCUGCUACUGAUGACUCUUCCUGAAGUUUGUCUGACCAGUUUUGACUACCUUUGUGCUUUGUGUGCAAAUCACAAGUGUGAUAUUUGAGGAAACAUUAACCAUCUUGUUUCUCCUCAAGCAGUGCUGAUGCAAUAUGUGGAUUUUAUAUUUAUUUCCUGAAAAGAAGGCAGCAUUGGUGAAGUCGGGCGGAUGCAGGAAUUUCCUGAGGGGGGGGGGAAGGGGGGGGGGGAGGGGGUCAGGUGUUGGUCAACAUACCACAUCUGUAGGAACCCCCUCGCCCUCUCCUUCGUUUUAUGCCCUAAUAUUUACACAAGAAGAAAUCAAGAGGGGGGUCAGGACAUCCGGACCCCCCCCUUCUCUAAAUCUGCCCCUGGGUGAAGUAACAAUUAGUUGUCAUGUUUGUAGACCAGAAUACACUGUUUACAUUAAUUUUAACAAAAUCUAGUCAAAUGUAAAUUGUUUGGGCGCUUGAUUAUUACUAUAACCAUAAGAGUCAUUGGCAUUUUUCGUGGUUUUUGGUGUUACAUUCCUCAAGGGCUUGUUUAAGUACUGUUUAUUACACGUGCUAGAAUGAUGUCGUGAUAUAUCUUAGUGCUAUUUGAUAUUUGUAGUAUUUGUAUAUAGUCCAUAAUGCCGACACUGAAAAAGAAGCCGAUGCCGCGCGUAAAAUAAACAGGGCCGGGCACCCGCGCUCGGGGUGCUCGAGACUCAGAGACCAUGACCAGCAGCCGGCGGUUGUCAUUCCUUCUUUGAGCUUCAACGACGGGCCCCUGGCCGCCGCUUGAUCAGAAAUACUACAUUUUGGCGACGAGGAUGGGAUUUUGUUAACGAACUCCGCGCCGUGGAUGGGUGGUGGCCGACACUGGCAAGUACGCUAAUUCAUUUAUCGCCAAGUUUACUUCGUGCUCAACGUUCGAGCCUGUCCCAACAUGGCGGCUGUUUCCUUCCCAGCUCCCCCGCCAUUUUUGCUAACGCCAGGCACCCCCAUACAGCCUUGGAAGACAUGGAAAUCGAGUUUUAUGAAUUACCUCGAUGUUAUUGAAGCGGAUCAGUAUUCGGCCAGGGGUUUGCUCAUCUUCUUUAUUUACAUAUGCUCAGUGAACCUGAGAAACAAAUAUAAAAAUGUUGAAUAAAGCUGCAUCAAC
Messenger RNA from Ixodes scapularis (black-legged tick), 3295 nucleotides. RefSeq lists its product as uncharacterized. The transcript has 2 exons. The coding region runs from base 1 to 909 and encodes 302 amino acids. Lineage: Eukaryota; Metazoa; Arthropoda; Arachnida; Ixodida; Ixodidae. The record is from RefSeq and is a predicted model, not a curated record.